Sordaria macrospora k-hell is the source of this 1281-nucleotide messenger RNA. RefSeq lists its product as uncharacterized. Gene Ontology annotation, molecular function: fatty acyl-CoA hydrolase activity. NCBI's taxonomy places the organism in Eukaryota, Fungi, Ascomycota, Sordariomycetes, Sordariales, Sordariaceae. Gene Ontology annotation, biological process: fatty acid catabolic process; acyl-CoA metabolic process. The record is from RefSeq and is a predicted model, not a curated record. Gene Ontology annotation, cellular component: peroxisomal matrix.
AUGUCAGACUCAGAAUAUGACAAGCUCCUCUCCUUCCAAGAGGCACUGGAGCUUGUUAAACUUCCACCCGACUCAAACUCCCAAUAUCGAUUCAUCGGCACCCGCUCCGCCUACCUUCCAGGAUGCGACUACCCACCAGAAAAAGAGAUGCCGUCGUUUCACACUGCAGCCUACGGCGGCCACGUCUACGCCCAGAGUGCCUUAGCAGCUUGUAGAACCUGGGGUGGGAUCGAAGAUCAGAAUAAAAUUCCCAAGUCUCAAAAACUCGGACUUCACACAAUCCACGGCUUCUUCACCGCGGCAGGAAACCGCCACCGACCCUUCAUCUACUCUGCCACGCCCCUAACAUCCACCCGCUCCUUCAGCACCUUGUCCGUCACAGCUUACCAGCCCUCUUUACGUUCCACCGCAUCUACCGCCGAGUCCUCUCCCUCCUCGGAGUCCUCAUCACCAUCCUCAGAAGAAAGGCCCGAUCGCUUCCCUCACUUCCCCCUCUCCGACGCAUCCCUCACCCUAUCCCCCACACCAUCCUUCACAGCCCUAAUCUCCUUCAAAGCCUCCGAGCCUCACUCCGCAGGAAUCGCCAUCCAAGAACCACCUCCCCAAAUCCGCUUCCGCGACAUCCUAGCCUCAAGAAAACCAACCGACUGGCCACCUGCUCCACCAGUAGACAUCGACGGCGUUCGAGCUUUAGUAGGGGAGGAUGUAAUCGGCGAGUUUCCGAUCGUGGAGAUGAGAAAGGUUGAUAUGACCUCUUACAACGAGGGGAAGCCGGUUCACGAGAGAAGGGAACUUUUGUUGUAUCGCUUGUUGAAACCGUUACCUUCUUCUGAUGGCGAUGGCGAAGGGGGUGGGGAUGGGGUACAGGAAGGGAAUAAUCACGCGGUGAUCCAUGCGUAUGUGGUUGAUCGCAACGGGCUGCUGAUGGCGUGUAAUCAUCUUGGAAUGGGCUGGACGUUGGGGAAAGCGGCCAGUUUGAGUUAUAGCAUUGUUUUUCAUACGAAUGUGGAGGAGUGUGUGAUGAGGUAUGGGAGUCGGGAGACUGACUUGGACUUAAGCCCGGAUUGGGAGGCGAGGUCGAAAGGAAAGGCGGAUGGGGAAAGUGAAGGCGUGUGGUGGAUUCAGGAAGCUUGGUUCCCUAGGGCUGGAGCGGGGAGGGGCAUUGUGGAAAGUAAGGUUUGGAGUCCUGGGGGUGUGCAUGUCGCGACGGAGUAUCAGGAUGGGCUGAUUAGGAGCUUUGAGAAGGAGGAGCAGAAGCCAAAGUGGAAUCCGAAGUUGUAG